Messenger RNA from Trichoderma atroviride IMI 206040, 732 nucleotides. The record is from RefSeq and is a predicted model, not a curated record. Lineage: Eukaryota; Fungi; Ascomycota; Sordariomycetes; Hypocreales; Hypocreaceae.
AUGGACACCUUGGCUACCAUCUGGGAUGCCUUCAUACAUGUCGUUGAUCCAUGGCGCUUCAUGAGCAUCUCUUUCCGUCAUAUACCCGCCACCAUACGGGGUCUCAUCCAUGAAAAGGAUUAUGGAGCUCUGCUCUCGUUUGCAAGAUUCGAAGAAGCUCUCUUUGGCACAUUCUGGGCCACCAUCGGGCCGAAUGUCAAGCUUAAUGCAGAGCAGCGCGUCAUUCCUCUCCUUGAAGGUCGUAUCAAAGAUGGUGUCGUUCAUGAUGAAGUCGUGAGCACCCCAGUAUAUGGUACGGUCCUCGAGGUCGGUGCCGGAAGUGGCAUGUAUGCCGACGUUUUUGCCCGUUUUCGCGAAGGUGCCGAUAGCGCCCACGACAACGAAAGCCUUCGACACAGAAAAACCACAGGUGGCCACAUCACCAAGAUGUACGGCGUCGAGCCCAACCCCAUUUCCGCCAAAGCGCUCGGACAACGUGUAAAGGACCUCGGUAUGGACGAUAUAUAUCACGUCGUCCCUGUCGGUAUCGAAUCUGUCGACGACCCCUCCGCCUGGAAUGGCAAGAUCGAGCCAGGCAGCGUUGACUGCAUCGUCAGCAUCCUUUGUCUCUGCAGUAUCCCCGAGCCUGAGAAGAACAUCAAGCUUCUGUACAACCUGCUCAAGCCAGGAGGCCGCUGGUACGCCUAUGAGCACGUCAAGGCUUUGUCAACCUCGUCUGGCCACACUUUUUAG